CAGCACCAUGUGUCACGUACUAAGAGGCAGAGAAACACGCGUAGAAACAGAUUUUUAUUCUGUAAAAAGUCUUAUAAAAUGAAUAGUGUACAAAAAUAAAGUUUGCAGAGAGCUUUGGUUCUGGAACACGAAACGACAGAAAGCAAAUCCUUCACACUGAGGACUCGUUCACAUGUUUACUUUCCCUUUGCAAGCCUCUUUUCUGCUGAUUAGUUCUCCCUUUUGCAGCCGAUUUCCUAUUUUAGUUGCACCUCAGGGUCCUCAAAUACAGACAAAAUGCAUGAUGGUUUGCCAUCACGUGGUCGUAAUACUGUACAUCAAUUCUGACACAAGCAGCAACCCGAACGUAAGCGUGACAGUCUUCACUAGAUGACUAAUGAACAAAGAAAAAUAGGGGACACUUGAGUUUGUGCUGUUUACAGCAGGGGUUCACAAAACCUGGAGGGUGGGGGGGGGUUCUUAGAGAAUAGUUGUCUUUUCCACAAAGAAAGCAUAAUAGGAUAAACGUAUGUUUAAAAUUCAUUCGUUCAACUGAUUUUCAUUCUUUGUUAACUUUUGACUUCAAUAUAAUAUUACAACUACGUUGGGAAAAAUAAAAUGUUAUUCUCAUGAGAGGACUCAUUUUUAUCUAGGCAGACUUUAUUUUCAGAAUAUUACAACUAUUUUUUUCCAAUACAAAAACCCUGAAUUGACAAUUAUGACAUGUAUGGUAUUUAUGUGUAAUUAGUGUUACGAUUAUAAUUUAUUUCUUGUUUUUUUUCCCCCCUUGGACCCAAGAAGUUUGAGAACCCCUGGUGGAAAGAAGCGGGACGCAUACGAUGGGCUUCUGGGAAGUCUCCAAAGUUGUCAUCUGGAAAAAAAAAACUUGUGGACCAAGCAGGGAAGAUGAUCCAAUUGAUGAGUGUGCAGCAGCUCACCGAUGCCUCCCCUGUAUGACUUCAAUCUCCCACUUUGGGAUUAGAGACCGAAGAGACGCAAGCUUCAUAAUCUCUGCACAAGAAAAAAAAAAACCCAAAAGAAAUGGACCGGCAACACAGUUUCUAUCGGCAGGUGGAUGUCCAGGACCACGUCCACUACAUUGUCGCUUUUUUUGUCCUCGUGAUCGGAACAGUGGGUGUGACCGGAAAUGCCUUAGUCAUGUACGCCUUUUUCUGUAACAAGAAGCUACGCACUCCUCCCAAUUUUUUCAUCAUGAACCUGGCCGUCAGCGACUUCCUCAUGGCCAUCACUCAGUCGCCCAUCUUCUUUGUCAACUCCCUCUACAAGGGCUGGAUUUUUGGGGAAACGGGUUGUAAAAUGUACGCCUUCUGCGGAGCCUUAUUCGGAAUCACGUCCAUGAUCAACCUUCUGGCCAUCUCUGUGGAUCGCUACAUCGUCAUCACCAAGCCUCUGCGGGCCUUACACUGGACCUCAAAGCGACGCACUUGCUUCAUCAUUUGUUUGGUGUGGCUGUACUCGCUGGCCUGGAGCCUGGCACCACUUCUGGGGUGGAGUUCUUACAUACCAGAAGGCCUGAUGACCUCGUGCACGUGGGACUACGUCACGUCGACUCCCGCCAAUAAAAGCUACACUUUAAUGCUGUGCUGCUUUGUCUUCUUCAUCCCACUGGGCAUCAUCUCCUACUGCUAUCUGUGCAUGUUCCUGGCGACUCGCCGCGCCAGCAGGGAAGUGGAGAAGUUGGGCUCUCAGGUGAGGAAGUCAACGCUGAUCCAGCAGCAGACCAUCAAGACCGAGUGGAAGUUGGCCAAGAUUGCCUUUGUUGUGAUCAUCGUGUUUGUGCUCUCCUGGUCACCCUACGCGUGUGUCACACUCAUUGCGUGGGCGGGAUAUGCAAGCGUCCUGAACCCCUACUCCAAAGCCGUCCCGGCGGUUAUUGCCAAGGCCUCAGCCAUCUACAACCCUUUCAUCUAUGCCAUCAUUCACUCGAAAUACAGGGACACUCUCGCCGAAAAAGUCCCCUGUCUACACUUCCUCGGCCAGGCCCCCCGGAGGGACGCCAUGUCAAUGUCACAGAGCCAAUCCUCCUUCAGGGACUCGGUGUUAAGCAGACAAUCGUCUGCCUCCAAAAAUACGUUUCUACAGGUUUCCUCGUCUUUAUCCACAAUGGACACUCAGGUUUGCAGUGAUGUGGAGCUGGAUCCAAUGGACCAGAACCCUUGUCUGAGGUCCAGCUAUUCCCUCGGGGCGCUGAAGAAAAAGGAUCAACGUCAAGACAAAAGACCGCAAUGAUCGCGCAGACCCCUAUCGUAGAGCCAAGCGCACUCCAAACACGUGGCCUGAGUCACUGUUCCACUCCAGGCUCGGUGGAGGGGAAAAGGGAGGAGGCGGAGCCUGAUGACAAGUACUUGGUCUUCUUCAAGGGACAUACGUGAACCAAGGAGGGCCACAGCAAGCCCAGAGGGAAGGAGAAGCGAAAGUCACGCCGGCUCCCGUCCAGCCAGACUCUUUGGAAAACACUGUGUGUGUCCAUUCCCACACCAUCAAAGACACAGCUGCCGGACUCUGUGGAAAAACAAAGAUGCGAUCUUGACUUGAUUUAUUACUGUCCAGUCUGGAUUGUUAAAGCCAAGUCUUGGAGUCCGGGGAACAUUUUUUUUCCCCCCUCGCCAGCACCCCCCAAGUUAAACUUCGAAUACUGUACUAGAUUUCCUCAAAUCGUGAGCGCCACAGUCAUCUCGAAGCCUAACUUAAUUGAUUGACACAGCAUGGUCCAAAAGACACAAUGCGGAUUUUGUUUGCUAUCAAUUGACAGAAUUAGGACAAUGCAUCAUGGCAGCUGAAAAGAAAAAAAAAAAAAGGCAUGGAAUUGGAUAUCUUCAGAGUGGAAUCAGGCCUCUUCCAAAAGAUCCAAUUCCGAUAUGUAUCGGAUUCCCGCCAACGUCAGUUGGAUCAGAUAUACCCCGUAAAUGCCAGUUACACGUCAUCAAAACUGAUGACCCUACCGCAUACGUGCGCGUUUGCUCAAACGCUUCCAAUAAACACAUCCAAAAACA
This is a messenger RNA of Hippocampus comes (tiger tail seahorse), 2993 nucleotides long. It is a transcript of the gene opn4xa, whose product is annotated as opsin 4xa. Gene Ontology annotation, cellular component: membrane. The record is from RefSeq and is a predicted model, not a curated record. Gene Ontology annotation, biological process: visual perception; G protein-coupled receptor signaling pathway. The transcript is spliced from 11 exons. Bases 1021 to 2229 code for a protein of 402 amino acids. NCBI's taxonomy places the organism in Eukaryota, Metazoa, Chordata, Actinopteri, Syngnathiformes, Syngnathidae. Gene Ontology annotation, molecular function: G protein-coupled receptor activity.